AUUGCUGGUUUGCUUCCCUGAAGGUUAAUUGUCUCCAGUUACACCACCAUGGAUGAACUGCAGGAUGUUCAGCUGACGGAGAUCAAACCCCUUCUCAAUGACAAGAACGCUGCUCGUAACUUCCAGGACUUCGACUGUCAGGAACAUGACAUUGAGACAGCGUUUGGAGUGGUCCACGUCACCAUGCGGGGCAUUCCAAAGGGGAACAGACCCGUCAUCCUCACGUACCAUGACAUCGGCCUCAACCACAAAUCCUGUUUCAAUGCAUUUUUUAACUUUGAGGACAUGCAAGAGAUCACCCAGCAUUUUGCUGUGUGCCACGUGGAUGCACCCGGGCAACAGGAAGGAGCCCCCCCGUUCCCAUCUGGGUACCAGUAUCCCAGUAUGGAUGAACUGGCUGAAAUGCUCCCUGCUGUUCUGACACACCUGAACCUGAGAAGCAUCAUUGGGAUUGGCCUGGGAGCUGGUGCUUAUGUCCUCAGCAGGUUUGCGCUCGGGCACCCAGACUUGGUGGAAGGACUUGUGCUCAUUAACAUUGACCCGUGUGCGAAGGGCUGGAUCGACUGGGCAGCAUCCAAGUUUUCAGGCUGGACAACCAACAUAGUGGACAUUGUCUUGGCACACCACUUCGGCCACGAGGAACUGCAAGCAAAUCUAGAUUUGAUCCAGACAUACAGGCUGCAUAUUGCACAGGACAUUAACCAAGACAACCUUCAGCUGUUCCUCACCUCAUACAACAGCCGUAAAGACCUGGAAAUUGAGAGACCAGUUCUCGGCAUCAAUGAAAAUACAGCAAAAACACUCAAGUGCCCUGCCUUGCUUGUGGUUGGUGACAGCUCCCCGGCGGUGGAGGCCGUGGUUGAAUGCAAUUCGCGGCUGGACCCAACCAAGACCACCCUUCUGAAGAUGGCAGACUGCGGGGGCCUACCCCAGGUGGUGCAGCCUGGGAAGCUGACUGAGGCCUUCAAGUACUUUGUGCAGGGAAUGGGCUACAUCCCUUAUGUGCAGCUCAGCCGCCUAAGCACUGAGUCAGUGCCAGCAGCCAGCAUGACGAGGCUGAUCCGCUCGCGCACCCACUCCUCCUCCAGCGUGGGCUCCGGGGAGAGCGUCCGCAGCCGCUCGCACACCAGCACCCACGGCGAAGGCAGCGUGGGCACCCCGGACGCCAUGGAUCUCCAGGAAGCACCGCAGACCAUGGAAGUGUCCUGUUAAGCAGGAGCCCUUCUUCUGGAUUCAGACAACUCCAGUUGCCCCCACUGAACCCACUCAGAAUCUAGCAUUUCAUCCUGCUGGCAUUAACUGUUCUCUCUAACUUGUGCAUGCCCAUCUGAGCUGCCACCUCCCUGGUAGUCUGUACUUGACAUUACUUUGGUCCCUUCUGUAUGCCCUUGGCAUCAGAGCCCCUUUAAAUGUCAUUAACAUUCUGCAGUCCUAGUAAGUCACGUUACUGUACAUGCUGAAACCACCUCUGUCUGUGCUGUAUAUCAAUCCAGACAACAGCCAUUGUCUCCCCCUUUCAUUUAAAUAUAAUUUCUGUGGCUUUGUGAGGUUUAGAAUUGCUUCCUAGUUGUGCUUCUGCUAAAGGACCCGCGUGGUGCGGUGUG
Messenger RNA from Tinamus guttatus (white-throated tinamou), 1604 nucleotides. The record is from RefSeq and is a predicted model, not a curated record. Lineage: Eukaryota; Metazoa; Chordata; Aves; Tinamiformes; Tinamidae.